Messenger RNA from Panicum hallii, 897 nucleotides. Its product is annotated as L10-interacting MYB domain-containing protein-like. The record is from RefSeq and is a predicted model, not a curated record. The coding region runs from base 1 to 897 and encodes 298 amino acids. The transcript has 2 exons. NCBI's taxonomy places the organism in Eukaryota, Viridiplantae, Streptophyta, Magnoliopsida, Poales, Poaceae.
AUGUCCGACAACGCAGAUUGGAAUGAGGAGAACACUAAGCUUUUGUGUGAGUUGUUUGCUGAACAAGUGACGACACACAAUCGCAGUGGCACUCACCUUAACAAGAGUGGCUACAAGAAUGUGAUGGAAAAAUUUAAGGACAAGACCGAGUUGAAUUAUUCCAAAAUGCAGUUCAAAAAUAAAUGGGAUAAGAUGAGAAGAGAGUAUGCCAAUUGGAAAAGAUUGGUUAAGGAAACCGGAUUAGGAUGGGACAAUGAGAAGAAAACCUAUAAAGCACCGGAUAGUAGGUGGAAGCAGCUGAAUAAGGAUUAUCCAGGAAUUAGCAAAUUCAAAGAUGGACCCCUUCAGUUUGAAGAAUUGAAGACUAUCAUGUUUGAAGAUAUUCGGAACUCAGGAGAUGACCAUUGGGCUCCUUCAAGUGGUGCUGCACCUACUAAUCAACAAGAUGCCGAAGCUGAUGAAGCGGAAGACAAGGAUGAAGAUUAUGAGGCUAAUGAAGCAAGUGAUGACUGUGAAGAGUACUCCCCUGAACCUUCACAAGGAAAGCGUCCUGCUCCUUCUAACCGGAAAGACAAGGGUAAAAAACCAAAAAGUUCAGGAGGACAUUGGGUGCAAAAAGAAUUGAGCAAGCUCGUUGCUUUGAGUGAGAGGAGCACUGCAUCAUGUGAGUCUUUGGCAAGGAAGGAUGAAAGUUCUGGUUAUUCCAUCAGAGAUGUCAUGACUUUGGUGAGGGAGUGUGGAGCUGUUCCAGGGACCAAAGAACACUUCAUAGCUUCUCAAGUGUUUGUCAAGCGGGCUAAAAGGGAGAUGUUUAUGACAUUGGAGACGCCGGAAGAACGAUUCCAAUGGCUUACCAUGAAGCAUAUGUGGAUGACUAAGAAUGAUUCAUCCAUGUAG